AUGCACCACAGAUCGCCAUUGUUUGGCGGAACGCCUGGUCUUGAACCGGUUGCUCUGCGAAUUGCCCGCAUCAAUGAAGACCUUGCAGAACUUCAGGACAUGCUGGAGGUUGCCAUGCGCGAUAUGGAUUCCCAGCAGGCAGAGGCGGCAUUAGAAUUGCAGCGCUUGCGAGCGCGAUUGCUGGACGGACUGUGCCCAGUGAAAUUGCGCCAAAGUGAGCGGGUGAAACGCCUCGCCAAGCGCCUCGCGAGAUUGGAACAGAAUGUGGGACGUGAGCAAACUGAGUGCGUUAGAGUUAUGGAGGCCGUGCUGUCCACGGUCGAGAGGAACGGUGCUGUAGCUGAGGCUGUGUGCCAGCACUUGGGCACCAGACGUGCAGUGGGGCAUGGAUAUCAGGAUGAGGUCAGAGAACGAGGACUACCGCCUUCAGCGGCAGUCGAGGAUUACCCGGACCAAACAUUGCAAACCCUACGGGCCGAGCCUUCCGGGUGCAGAAAAUCCAAGGUCAUUGAUGAGCGCCAGGGUGAUGCAGGUGCCAUCAUUGAAGAGGCCAUGCAGGCCAUGCAGAAGAUGCUGGCCUCCUUAGAGCGCCACACGGAGGAGGCUACCCGGGAGGAUGCUGAAGGCUUCCCGGAACAGACAGAUGUUCCUCAUGAAGCUGGCUACCCUCAUGCAGACUGUGCUGGAGGUACCUUGUCCGAUGGCCGGUCCAUAGCAGGAUUGCAACGAGUCGUACAACCGAGCUUAGCUGAUGCAGAACCAGCGGAAGACACAAAACACGAACGUGUAGAAGCUAGCGAUGGGACAGGCGUGCAGAAGACUAAUGAAGCUGAUCCCAGUGGAACUGACAGUCUCCAGACUGUUCCUGCAAUAGCUGCUUUUAACUCAAACGGAGGUUCUGAGGAUGUAACUCCAGCUCCAAGAGGCCAGGUUCCACUUGAGACUAGCUCUGGUGGAGUGAUGGAUGGUGAUCGCCGUGCACCCAUUGUUGAAGUACGCCGUUUAUCUUCCCAAGAGGGCAGCGAGGAGGGAAGCAGUUCCGGUAGCAGCCCUACAGAGAAUCUCGUUGCGAAGCGAGUGACCAGCAGCGAUGCCAGCAGCAGCAGCGGCAGCGGAGUGAUUGAGCGCGAGUGA
Molecule: messenger RNA, 1134 nt
Organism: Cladocopium goreaui
Lineage: Eukaryota; Dinophyceae; Suessiales; Symbiodiniaceae
Source: the annotation of a GenBank genome assembly